Molecule: messenger RNA, 1233 nt
Organism: Didymodactylos carnosus
Lineage: Eukaryota; Metazoa; Rotifera; Eurotatoria; Philodinida; Philodinidae
Source: the annotation of a GenBank genome assembly
AUGCCUUCUACCGGUAUGAUUUCAUCUCCAGGAAGCAUUGCUGGAUUACCAAAGUUUUUGAGCUUGAUAGCUCAUGAUUGGCUAAGAAGAUCAUUUUAUGUUUUUGCGAAACUGGGUGUGGCUGAUUUAUUCGAUGGUGCAAAGCCGCACACGGUAUCGGAAUUAAUCGCUAACAAUACGGAUCAGACAAUCAAUUUUCAUGGUGAACGUUUGCAGCGAAUUUUGUUUCAUGUCGAACAAGGUGGUCUGGUGCACAGUGAUUCAAAGAAGAGUACAGAACCAAUUUUCACUCUUACUGAAGAUGGACAAUUAAUGAGAGCUACUCAUCCACUGAAGAUGCAAGGCAUUGUUCUAUGGGAUUUAGGCAGUGUUCAAUGGGAUUUGGGCGGUGUUAGCAGCGGAAUUGAGUCCCACCUGGCUGCAAUGGUAGCGCAACAAGGACCAUAUGCAAACGAUCAAACGGCUACUCCGGUGAGUCUAAAAUUGAAAUCUGAUAAUUGGUUUGAGGCUUUUGCCUCACGGCCAGAGUUGAAACAAACUUCAGAUCUGUUCAAUGUGGCCAUGUCAGCAUACUCGAACAUAGAAUGGCAGGCAAUUCGCAGUUCAAACGAUAUCCAAAAGAGGAUUUCAAAAUAUUCUGUUUUGUGUGAUAUUGGAGGCUCGUUAGCAACAUUUUCUGUUAAUUGUUUGCACCUCCAUCCUCAAUUACAUGCUGUUUCAUUUGAUUUACCGGAGGUAUCUAGACAAGCCAGAGUGGAACAAAAGGAUUUACCCGAGAAUAUAUUAUGCAGACUGAGGAUUAUUGGUGGCGGCUUCUUUGACCUAGAUAGUUUGAAACAAAUUAGUCCAAAUGCUUUACUGGAAUCUAUCAAUUCUCCAACCAAGUCAGUAGUCUAUCAUAUGAAAAAUAUCUUGCAUGAUUGGUCAGAUGAGAAGACUUUAGAAAUUCUCUACAAUCUCAAAACUACCUUUUUAGGUGAUAGCUUGCCAGAUCAGCAAAUUACAUUAUUAUUGACCGAGAACCAUAUCUUACCAUCUGAUCAUCCCGCAGCGGAACAAUUCAACUGGAUAAAUAGGGGCUUAGACAUACACAUGUUAUUAAUGACCGGUGGGAAACAGCGCACAGUCGUGCAGUGGCAGCAUUUACUUGAACAAACUGGCUGGGAAUAUCAACAAAUUGUGACAACUGAGUCACCAAUUUCAGUUGUUAUAGCAAAGUUGGUGAAGCCGUAA